This is a messenger RNA of Etheostoma cragini (Arkansas darter), 2459 nucleotides long. RefSeq names its product glycoprotein A33 (transmembrane), paralog b (gene gpa33b). The transcript is spliced from 7 exons. Gene Ontology annotation, cellular component: plasma membrane. Lineage: Eukaryota; Metazoa; Chordata; Actinopteri; Perciformes; Percidae. The record is from RefSeq and is a predicted model, not a curated record. Bases 157 to 1731 code for a protein of 524 amino acids.
GACAUGUGACCUGUAGCCGUUGACUUAUUACCUGGAAAAGUCAACAUCUCCAUACCUGGGAGUUCACCGUGAAGGUUAGACGGGCUCUUGCUCUUGGACUGAGAGCAUCAGUUUUAGACUUUGUACUCGGUGUACUUUUUUUAUCCUUUUUCAGCAAUGACAUCAAAGGCGCAGUUUGGAUGGCGAAAGCUAUUUUCCAUAUUCACAGUACUUCCAUGCUGUUGGAGUUUGCAGGUUUCUAUUCCAGAAAGAGAAUAUGAGGUUGCAAGAGGAGGUGAUAUUACUUUGACCUGUUCCUUCAUCCCGGCCAGACCAAUCAACAAUGCAAUCGUCCUCACAUGGGAUGCUUUCCCUGAGAAUGUUGGCGAUCCAAUGGACUUGGUGGCCACCUACUUCAUAAACAAUCCGAUUGACAUUGCACCUAAUUAUGAAGGUAGAGCCUUUAUGGAAAUUGAUGGACAAGUGAGUAGACUGCGCUUAUCAAAGUUGACCAUGAAGGACAGCCGCCGUUACCAAUGCAGUGUCAUGAUCCCCAAUGAUGAUGAGGGAACAACAGCUGCAACCACUUCCCUUUUGGUCCUGGUGCCUCCCUCUACGCCAAUCUGCAGGAUUCAGGGGGAAGCCUCGUACGGGCACAACGUCACUCUCACCUGCAUGUCUAAUGAGGGAUCCCCAAUACCUGUCUAUGAAUGGAGGAGCUACAGUGUCGAAAACAUUCAAAGACAGUUUCCACCUAAGACAAUAGAAAAGGACGGAGCUCUAUCUUUAUUCAAUAUUUCAAGAGAUACGUCUGGUUUCUACAUUUGCACAUCAACAAAUCGAAUUGGUUCUGCCAGCUGCAACUUUACUUUAGCUGUGACGCCCGGCGGCAUGAACAUUGGGUCCACUGCAGGAAUAAUUGUCGGAGUCUUUGCAGGUCUUGUGUUGCUUGGGAUUGUCAUCCUUUGUUGCUGCAAGAAAAAGGGCAAAAAGGAAAAGUAUGCUGAAGGUUCCCCCGAAGAAGUGGAGUUUUAUGAUAGAGAUGCUCCUGAAGUUGGAAAGCAGUACCGGGAUGACAAGUCAGCCAAUGAUACACAGCAGGUUAACCAACAGGAAGUCAAAGACGUUGUUCCUCAAAACUAUUUCAGCAUAGGAACAACUGGACAAAAGUUGGAGGAAGAUCAAGGCAGUUACUAUUCUGGUAAACAAAAGCAUGAUGGCAAGGGCAGUGAUGUUGACUCUCGACGUUACCAGGACGACCAGCAAGAUCUCCGUCGUGGAAGUCGUGAUCGCCUUGACGAUGAACGUAGCCAUUACAGUGGAAGUCAGGAUAGGCUCGAUGAUCAGCGUAAUCGCUCCAGUGGUAGUCGUGAUUGCCUUGACGAUCAACGCAAUCGCUAUGGAGGCAGCCGUGAUGGCCUUGACGAUCAACGUGAUCGUUACGGUGGCAGCCGUGAUCGCCUUGACGAUCAACGCGAUCGUUAUGAAGGCAGUCGCGAUCGCCUUGACGAUCAACGUAAUCGCUAUGGAGGCAGCCGCGAUCGCCUUGACGAUCAACCUGAUCGUUACGGUGGCAGCCGUGAUCGCCUUGACGAUCAGCGCGGUCGUAAUGGUGGCAGUCGCGAUCGCCUUGACGAUCAACGCGAUCGUUACGGAGGCAGCCGCGAUCGCCUUGAUGACCACCGUGAUCAUUCUCGUGGAAGUCGUGAUCGCCUCGAUUACAUUGACGAUCAAAAUAAAGGCAGGUAUUAAUAGCCAUGUGUUACUGAAUGUUUUUAUUGUUUUAUUGUGUUUAAGGAUUGGCUUCCCAGAUAGCAAAUAGUCAUUGAAACAACGUUACAUCAACAUCCCGCUGUCAAUGAUAAAGUCAUUGAAUCAACGUUAAACUCUGAUAUUGUUUCAUCAUUGAAUCAUUGAAACAACGCAGAGAUCAACAGAAAUCAACAAAGAUCAACAGGAUUUCAAUGGUAUUUCGAUCACAAUGGCUAUUGAAACAAUGUUUAAAUCCCACCAUUUCUCAACAAAACUUCAAUGGUAGCCUAUUUUAGUAUCGGCCCACUACAGGUUUAGUCUAAAAAGGUAUACAUUAAUUAUUAUUUAAAACAUUAUUAGGCUACCAUAAUCUUGCUUUAUCGAUGGGCUAUGGCCAAGAUGGGCUAGGAGGAAAAUAUAGAAAUUAUGCCAUAAGCCUUUUAGGCUAGACUUUCUAGCACAAAUGACACCCAACACAUUUAAAAAAAUGAAACAAUAGUUUUUUUUUAUUUUAUUUUUUUUAAUUGUCCUUUUUCUUUUCUUUUUCUUCCUUUUAAUGCGCUAUAACUGCUGUAGGGUUGGUCGUUUAACUCCUCCCGCCCGGUCUGGGGCAUAAUGCAGCCACUUCUGCACAGGUUGAGAAACUUCAUAGGAAUUUGCCAUAGCCUACUUAGUCGAGUCCGGGCAUCUAAAAUAAAAAAACAAUCAAAAGUAGGCUAAUAUUUUAA